This is a messenger RNA of Notodromas monacha, 1122 nucleotides long. The record is from the annotation of a GenBank genome assembly. Lineage: Eukaryota; Metazoa; Arthropoda; Ostracoda; Podocopida; Cyprididae.
AUGCAAAACGAAGCCAGCCGAGACUGCGACAGCACCGUCGAUAAAGGCCGGUUCUUAUUAUUCGUGCCAGUUGCGGGGCAUGAUACGGGUGCUGCAGUGCCGUACAGUCCUUCCUGCGACGAGCAGCAUGCAGCAGACGGAGCCGAGUCCAGCGAGACGGACAAGAGUGCGGAUGCGUGUUCAGUUACCGAUGAAGCUGUCUGGGAAAUUGCCGAGGAAGCGUGUGCGGUAUUCUCGACGGCUGCAUACUGUACUCUCGUCGGGGAAAUCAUGCCCAAAACAAGGGCGAUCCGUCCACAUCCGACCCCUUCGGACGAGAAGCAUUCGGGAGAUCGGGAGGAUGGAGAGAAUCCGAUCAGUCCUCGACCCGAAAAUGCAGUGACUGCUGUUGUGGAUGCAUUAUGCAGGGGUGCAGAGACGGAGUUGGUCGGCGGGCCAGACAUUUACGUGGCCAAGGGCAGCACCAUCAAUCUCACGUGCUUAAUCAAAAACACCCUCUUGCCGCCGGAGGCUGUCACUUGGUACCACAAUAACAAGGUGAUCGACUACAAGUCGCCCCGCGGCGGCGUCAGCGUGGCCACGGACAAGGGGGCCACUUCGUCCAGCACUCUGGUGCUGCUCUUUGCUCGGGCGUCGGACUCGGGCGAGUACAGAUGCGAGCCGUCCAACGGCGUCCCCGCUGUCGGCAAGAUCCACGUCCUCAACGGUCAGUACCCGAAACCCAGCGUGAUCCGUGUCGAGUCGUCGCGUGUCACCAGCCGCGUGGGGAUUCACUGGACGACGCGUCACGUCCGUCCCGAAUAUGCACAGCAGUACAGUAGAGUAUUUAUUAAUGCUCCUUACGCCACACGCAUGCCCUAUAUCCGGCCGAGCUGGCUGCGAUGCGGGCAUUUGGGCAACAGACGGGACGAGACGAGACGAGACGCGGGACGGAACCGUCAGCAACAAGAAUUCCGUCCGUCCCCAGCACAGCAGCUGUACAUUGUAGGUGUACUGCUGUACACGAAUGCAGUACAGCAGUUCCCAUCUGCUGCUGCUGCUGCUGCUGCUGCUGCUGCUGCUGGGCUUCUCUCGGUGCACGGGAAGAUUGAAACUCAAUCGAGGCGAGAAGCAGCAGGAUAA